AGCCCGGCAGGGAGCGAGCCAAGCCGGCUGAGCCUGCCGGCCGCCGGCUGCCCGCCGCCCACGGGGUCUGCCUGCCCCAGCGCUCUCAGCGGCGCCGCCGCCGCAUCCGGGCAGAUGCAUCAGCCGAGCCCAAGGCAAACGGGGGACAGAGCCCCCCACACCAUUACCGGUCUGGUCCCCUAGGACUGGGAGAGUUACACUGAAUGGGAAAUAGUCCAUCUACUUCAAUGGGAUUGUCUAAUGCUGCUACUGAGAACAAGAUCCAGGAAACCAUUUCGGACAACUGUGUAGUGAUUUUCUCUAAAACAACGUGUGGCUACUGCAAAAUGGCAAAGAAACUGUUCCAGGAUAUGAAUGUAAAUUACACAGCAAUAGAACUAGACAUGUAUGAAAAUGGAAGCCAGUUUCAAGACAUUCUUCAUCAAAUGACUGGUGGCAGGACGGUUCCAAGAGUGUUUAUUAAUGGGGCUUUCAUCGGAGGUGCUACAGAUACUCAAAGGCUUCACCAGGAAGGCAAGCUGCUUCCAUUAGUUCAUCAAUGUCAAAUGAGAAGAGCAAAACAUUCUGAUCUGCCAUGUAGCCUACCUUAGCCUCACUUUAAAAAGUGCCCCUAGUCUAGAUGUUAGGUAUUUAAAAUCCAUCUUUAGGCCUCUAAAUAAAUGGCCUGACUUUCAGAGGUGCUGAGAACCCACAAGGUCUAAUAUUAGGCCAUUUAUUUGGCAGCCUAACUAUGAAUUUAGGUGCCAAUUGUUAAGCACCCAAACUUGAAAAUUUAGGCCUACGUGUGCAGCAUGGUCUACUAAACUAACUAGGGUUUGGAGCGAAUAAUUCAUCAAUUUGAAAUCAUUUAUCUAACACAGACAUUACGGCCUUGGGCAAUAGUUAAACUCUCCCUUCCUCAGCUUCACCGUUCAUAAAAUGGAAGUAAAAACCAUUACCUACCUCACAGAGCUUUUGUGUGGAUUAGUUACUAUUUUUGUUACAGUGCUUUGGAGACAUAAAGGACAACAUGUUUUAAAUAUGUUAAAAAGUGCUACAUGAGGUUCUGUGAAAUAGGUGACAAACAACUAGUGAAAACUUGCACUGCUUAUCACCUUCAAAACAUUGUAGUAUCCUAUUGAUUGUAAUGUGAGUUGGUUUGCUAUACUUUCUAGCUAAUUUUACUGUCAUUGUGUUGGAACAAAAAAUGACAGUGCAAUUUAGUGUUUCCUAUAAAAUCACAUCAGUGCUAAAGAUUGAUUCAUCUCUUUGUCAAAUUAUGUACACUGAAGACACUAAAAAGAACCACUUAAUGUCUUUUAUUCAUAUGAAGUCUGCAGUUACAGAGAUUUUAAUUACAUUUCUGCAAAUGUAAAAGUUAUAUUAUUAAAGGCAGUAUCAUGGUAAGCUACA
Messenger RNA from Mauremys mutica (yellowpond turtle), 1392 nucleotides. It is a transcript of the gene GLRX2, whose product is annotated as glutaredoxin 2. Bases 204 to 590 code for a protein of 128 amino acids. NCBI's taxonomy places the organism in Eukaryota, Metazoa, Chordata, Testudines, Geoemydidae. The record is from RefSeq and is a predicted model, not a curated record. The transcript has 4 exons.